Molecule: messenger RNA, 1134 nt
Organism: Chanos chanos (milkfish)
Lineage: Eukaryota; Metazoa; Chordata; Actinopteri; Gonorynchiformes; Chanidae
Gene: cfap36
Product: cilia and flagella associated protein 36
Exons: 10
Coding region: 1-1134 (377 amino acids)
Cellular component (GO): axoneme; ciliary base
Source: RefSeq, a predicted model, not a curated record
AUGGCCGAUGACAGUGAAUGGGUCCUGGAGAGCAUUGCGGGAUACCUAGGAAGUCCCGAAUGGAUGAUACCAGUCACCGAUUUUAUGGAAAACAAGUGCUCGGUGUUCGAUGAUGAAGAUGAAAAUAAACUGACCUAUACAGAAAUUCAUCAGCAAUACAAAGAACUGGUAGAGAAACUGCUUGAAAACUAUAUGCAAGAGGUCGGAAUUAAUGAGCAACAGUUUCUGGAAGCAUGCUCCUCCCCUUUCGCCAAGUCCAAAACAUUGCAGACUGUUUUCCAGCCCGUCCUGGCCACGGAUGACUUCCAAAUAUUCCGGUCCCUCAUGGUUCAGAAGAACAUGGAGCUGCAGCUGCAGGCCUUGCGUGUCAUAAAAGAGAGAAACGGUGCUCUUCCUGAGUGUCUCACGGACGGAGCCGAUAUGAUGAGUGAGCUGGAGCAGCAGGAGAUGAGGAUCCUACAGGAGGUCUUGAAGAGGUCAAAGGAGGAGUAUGACGAGGAGGUGGCCAGGAGGCUGCAGUUUGAGGAGGAAAUAGGGUGUACAUCCAGUGGCUCUUCUGCUGACAAAAAUGGCUUUGACUCUGAAGCUUCUGCCUCUGCCCAGUCUACCAGCUCUAUUGACAAUAUGUCAUCAAAGAAAACCGAGAAGCAAGAUCAGCUAAGGUCUGCUGAAAACGGUGAACCAAGUUCAGCCAAAACAAACACUGUAUCCUCUGACAAGCGUUCAUUAGGGAAGGACAGCGGCGAAAGGAAGACGCUUCCAGCCGUGACAGCUCCAGUCAAGGGCUCUGAGCCUCCAGCCACACUGAAGGAGAAGAGUGGCAGGCAGACAGUCGAGAGCUAUCUGGCUGAGGCGCAGAGGGAGGCUGGUAUCUCCAGACCCUUUAAUGAAUUGUCAGCGACAGAGCAAGAACAGCUGCAGGAAAGAGCGCGGUACCUGAGACAGCAGAGGGACAAACUGCAGGCCCUGAAAAAAGAGCAGAGACCCAAGCAACCUCCAGCCGAGGAGCCCACGGCUGCUCCAGCCCCCGCACCCACACCCACCACACAGGAAAUCUCAGUGGAAGAAAAAAAGAAGUUGCAGAAAAGGAAACACUUGGCAGAAAAACUAAAAGAGGAAGUCAUCAAGAAGUAA